Rhagoletis zephyria (snowberry fruit fly) is the source of this 1974-nucleotide messenger RNA. The record is from RefSeq and is a predicted model, not a curated record. NCBI's taxonomy places the organism in Eukaryota, Metazoa, Arthropoda, Insecta, Diptera, Tephritidae.
AUGGAUCGAGUACCAGAGAGUACUGUCGAGUACUUUCUCUAUCCAUGUUUAGACGGAGUAUCCGGUGGUGAGCAGAGCAUCAAGGAGCAUGUGGACGACUUGAUUGUGCAAUACAGCAGCCAUUUGGCGGCCUACCUGGCUGAUUACAUCUGGCACAAGCAGCCAUUCUCUCUUCGGUCGAUUACCAAUGGAUCAGAUUGCUACCUGUACGGGCGAACCACCUUUGAGGACAACAUUGAAGACGAGUAUUUCAUUUUGUUCCUUCUUCGUGAGCUAACUCUUCAUGACCCUGGUCUGGUUGUGAAGGUCAACGACGAGGACGGAGAAAUUUUGUUGAUUGAAACGUCACAGUUUCUCGACAAGUGGGCCCAAGAUCCCAGACGCACAGAAAACCGCGUUUACCUGCACAAUGGUCACAUGCAUCUAAUUGCUCCGAGCGUUAAGCCGACUUGGACUGAAAGUGAAGCACGAAACGUACCAAAAGAAGCAGCUCGGUUCAUUCGGAAUAAUCCUGAGAAAACGCGUUGCAGUGAUGCGAUUCAAAAGUGCAUUCUCAAACGAAUCAAUGCAUAUCCUCACAAUAUCAAAGGACUUCAGCAUCGAGCCCACUGCUAUAUUCCAAUUUCAAUAGCUCUUCUACUUCAGCAAAAUCCAAAGUUAAUUUCACACGCCGUCCGUGCCUUUUAUUUUCGCACAUCUGAAGAUCACAAAAGUAUUAUUGACGCAAAGCACUUUUCUGCUGAGAAUUGUGUUCUGUCCACCGUUACCUUCACCCGCUGCCUGUACGCUCAACUCACUUCGCAGGAGUUUAAACCUGACAAGCGAAGCAAAUGGCCAAUACUAAAUAUUGAUGAUUCCAAUUAUAACGCAUUUAUCAACGGAUUCAAAGUUACUGCCGGCUUUGAGAUACUUUUUUCACAAUAUGAAAAGAGUAAAAGUGAUAAUAUCGACAGUGAAGAAGAUGACAUGGGAAAGCAACCUUUAUGGACAAAAUUUCAGACUUGCCUUGAGAAAAAUGGCUUCUUUGGCAAUGAGCCAGUUGGCUCCAAACGACACACUGAACGCCUUCAGCAGAGCAAAACAUUCUUUAGCAACAUGUUUGUUGACUUGGAUUUGAUCGACCACGAUUUUGGGGUAGGCAAGCAAAUCUGUGACUUCACCCGCAGUGUGGACACUGAAAGAGAACUUCAGAAGUGGAAGUCACUAUCUCUUGAGGAGGAGGACGACGACAGCUGGCUUCAUCUAAACCAGUCAGACUUGGAUGCACUCCUCGCAGAAAAAUUUGGCUGUCCACCUGAAAGUGAGAUGAACCUCGAUGAAAUCUCAAAGAACAUUCCCGAGACAAUUAAGAAGUUUGUAUUUAACGAGGCAUCAGGAUUGAAAGGCGCCGAAGCCCCUAGAGCAGCUGAAAACGGCAAGUCAAAGUUGCAGAGCAGCAAAGUAGAGAAGGCUCAAUCUGGCGAGAAAGACUUUGCCAACUUUGUAAAGGAAAUUCAAUUCCUCGUUGGAAAGACGCCCAAUUUAAAUGACUUUCUGGACGGCGAUUCUUCCGAUUCUUCCAACAUGGGCGACUAUGGCUCCGAUGACGACGAGGAGGAAUCAUUGGAGGAACUGGUGGGCGCCGGGCAAUCGCCCACCGGCCAGUGCUCCACCAGCUCCUCCAAUGACGAGCAGUCUUCAUCAGUGUCGCCCGAGGUGAAGGCAUACCUGAAGCAAAUGGACUCUGAGCUGUCCACCACCGUCAUGGCCAAAAGUUUCAACCGACAAUGUCCCACUGCUCAACUGGACAGCGACGAUGACGCAGACGAUGAAUCGUCGCCCGUGGAGGGCUCCAACGCUGAAAUCGACCUCAAUGUACUCUCAAACAUUCUCGAGUCGUACAGUGGUGAGGCGGAAAUGUCCACCUCGGUCGGUCCGGCAACGGCACUCUUUGCGACGAUGGGCACCAAACUUCCCGACAUUGAGCGAGACUAA